Messenger RNA from Racocetra fulgida, 1439 nucleotides. NCBI's taxonomy places the organism in Eukaryota, Fungi, Glomeromycota, Glomeromycetes, Diversisporales, Gigasporaceae. The record is from the annotation of a GenBank genome assembly.
ACGUGAUUGUUGCCACCACUCCGGUUACUUCCCGCUGGCCUGACCUUGACAAAACUUGGUGCGACCGCUUUUUAGCAGAAACAAGAAAGUUAGGUGAAGAUUUAAAAGAAAAGAGACGAGAUAUUUCAGAGCGUAAAGUAGAAAAAGAACGUAUUCUUCAUGAUCUUUCGAAAAUAAAUAAUGAGAUAAAAAUGAAAGAAGAUGAGCUUACCAGAAUUUUGAAUAAACACCCCAAAGAUAGUUCAAAUUUAGGUGAUGAUUUGAUUGCGCAAUCGUCCUCUGCAAUUGAUGAAAAUUCGACUGCUAUGCAAUCGUUCUUCGCAAUUGAUUAUGCUAAUAAUGGUACAGGUUCUAAUGAUGACAACAUUAAUAAUGCUAAAGAAAUCAGGCCCAAAGGGGCGAUCCUAAAUGAUCACCAAUCUUCAGUUAAUAUUACCUCUACCGAAAUGAUAAAUUCUAGCCAUUCUAAUGAACCCAAUAAUGCUUCGGUAUCUGAUAUAUCUGUUAAUGCUUCAGUACAAAUAUGCAGGCUUACGCCAAAUUCUGAUGAUACUCCUGGACAGAUAGAAAAUAGUGCCAAUAUAUACCAGGAUAUGGUUAGCCAAUGCCCUACAUCCCAUAACCACCCUGAAAUAAAUCAUGAUAAUACUCCCACAAAAGGUGAGUCAUCCACAACCUCUUUGCCACAAGAUAUUAUCGAUGAUGAUUCAGCCGAGACCCUUGAUUUUGUAGAAAUGAAACAUAAAGAACGUGUUAGUGAAGAGAUAAUGGAGAGAAUUAGGGAAAAAAAACUUCGGGAACAAAACUUAUCUUCGGAUAAUAAUUCACCAGAACCAUCCAAUUUAUCAUACAAAGAUCAAAAUUUGAAAUCGUCAACAAUAUCGCAAUCUAUCUCUAGCCACUCUGUGACUACCUCUGGUGAUAGCUCUGAUUUAUUAGAACAACUUCCUAUAAAGCAAAAAAAUAAAACGCCUGAAAUAGAUAUAAAACCUUUAAUACAAGAACUAAAUAUAAAACCUUUAAAGGAGGAUACCAUUAAAAUUGUUAAUGUAGAUGCCUCAGAGAAGCGAUCCUCUAUAUCUAGCCACUGUGUGACUGCCUUCGGCAAAAAUUCUACAGAUAACCAAUCACCUACAAUCAAAUUAGUAUAUCUAUUCGAAAGAAUUUGUUUUGCGGAAUUUAAUACUAUGCGAGCUAAACAAGAUGAAAUUGCUAGCUGGUAUUCAUAUAGAAAGUUUUUUGAAAAAAGACAUAAAAAGUGCGAUACUACCCCCCCACUGCGUGAAAAAAAUUCACACACUCAUAUGACUGAACCAUCUAACUCUACCAAACCUCAGAUCUCAAAUUCCUCAGAUUCGGAAGCUGAGGUAAGUAUGUCUAAUACUCCUGACUCUCCCAUCUCAAGAAAAUUAGAUAUUAAUGUAACUAGCUCUACUAAG